AUGCCUCGGAAAACAUACGUAGGCGAGGACCGACGAGUGGUACUUGAAAAGGAUCGUUUGCGGAAGCGGAUGAUGAGGGCAAAUGAAACACCGGAUCAGCGAUUGAGGCGACUGAUCACUGACGCGCUGAACCACCGGAUAUCGCGGCUAAAGGAGAGCGUUGAGGCACGCGUUCAGCGCCAGAUGAAAGACGCCGAUCGAGCAAGAAGAAGGCGCGAGCGGCUGAAGCAAGAGGAAGAAGUACGUAAGUUGGCCGAGCAGGCCGCCCAGAGACAGAUGAAGUUAGAGAGCAACUGCAACAACAACUGA
This is a messenger RNA of Soboliphyme baturini, 309 nucleotides long. NCBI's taxonomy places the organism in Eukaryota, Metazoa, Nematoda, Enoplea, Dioctophymatida, Soboliphymatidae. The record is from the annotation of a GenBank genome assembly.